AGAACCAGAGAUGAUACCAACCAUACAACAAGAAGAUGAUCAAUCCCAUAGAUUGUUUAGUCUUCUGAACGUUAUUAAUUCAUUCAUCCAACGAAGCUUAUCCAUUGGAAGCAGUUUAAGCACUCCGAGGCCAACAAUGGUCGAAACCCUAGGGUAUUCCUCAGAGCGCUGCUGCUUCCGUUCCACCUAUCCUCCCAAGUACUUCGUUUACUGUAAAAUCUGAGAAGCGACAUCAUUGUGGUGGACAUCGACUGAAUAACACCGCACAUUUUCCACACUUCAAUUACGAUCGUCAAAUCCACAACUCAUCUCAAUCUUACAGAAACAUGUUAAAGGAGACGCUGCACAUUCAGCUUACUACACACUCCUCUGCAUAUCUUCAAUUAUUGCCGACCUGCAUUCUCAAGAAUGCGGUUUCACAAGGGAAAAAAAUCCACCCUUUCAUCGCUCACAGCCGAUUUGCAUUUGCUACACGCAACAACUUUCCAGAAUAAGCUUAUUAACAUGUACGUUAAGUGCGGAAGUUUGGUUGAUGCUCGUCAAGUGUUUGACCACAUGAAAGAACAGGACAACAUCUCAUGGAAUACGAUUAUUGCAACCUACCCAAGACAUGGGUAUCCUCACGAGGCAAUCGCACUGUUUCACCAAAUGCAACGAACAUGUUUUCAACCCGAUCAGUUCACAUUUGCCAGCGUACUCCCAGCCUGUGCCAAAAUGGGAGCUUUGGAACAGGGUAUGGACAUCCAUCAAAGCAUUAAGGAAAGAGGAAUUUUGUCAGAUGUUGUAGUUGCAACUGCCCUGGUAGACGUAUGCAAAAUGUGGAAGCAUAGACAAGGCACGUGAAUUGUUUGACAGAAUGCCUCAAAGAGAUGUCAUCUCAUGGACUGCAAUGAUUACAGGAUAUGCACAAAACGGAUUUGUGGAAAGGGCUUUAGAAACUUUCAAGCAAAUGAAAUCGGCAGGUGUAAAACCGAAUUCCACAACCUUUGCCAGCAUCCUUCCAGCAUGUGCAAAAAUGGGAGCUUUGGAACCGGGUAUUGACAUCAUCAAAGCAUAACGGAAGGGGGUUUUCUGUCAGGUGUUGUAGUUGCAAGUGCACUGGUAGACAUGUAUGCCAAAUGUGGAAGCAUAGAAAAAGCACGUGAAUUGUUUGACAGAAUGUCUCAAAGAGAUGUCAUCUCAUGGAAUGCGAUGAUUGCAGGAUAUGUUCAAAAUGGAUUUGUUGAAAAGGCUUUAGAAACUUUCAAGCAAAUGCAAUUGGCAGGUGUAAAGCGAAAUUACGCAACCUUUGCCAGCAUCCUCCCUGCCUGUGCUCAAAAGGGAGCUUUGGAACAUGGUAUGGACAUCCAUCGGAGCAUAACGGAAGGGGGAUUUCUGUCAGAUGUUGUAGUCGCAAGUGCCCUGGUAGACAUGUAUGCAAAAUGUGGAAGCAUACACAAGGCAUGUCAAUUGUUUGACAAAAUGCCUCAAAAAAAUGUAAUCUCAUGGAAUGCCAUGAUUGCAGGAUAUGCACAAAAUGGAUUUUGCGAGGAUGCUCUCAAAAUUUUUGAAUUAAUGAAGAACUACGGAACAUAUCCUGACAUUAAGUGGGCAGGUGGGGUGAGGCUCAAAUGGUAAGGAAAUUGAUGAAAGAUAGAGGAAUUAAAAAGAUUCCUGGAUGCAGUUGGAUUGAAGGCCAUAAAAUGGUACAUAGUUUUGGUGUAGGAGACAGAUCACACCCACAGACAUAGGAAAUCCAUGCAAAGUUGGAAAAAUGGCUUGGGAGAUGAAGACAAUGGGGUAUUUUCCUGAUUCGAGGCAGUCACUUUAUGAUGUGGAGGACAAAUACUUAUUUCUUUGCAACAAUACUGAAAAGGUUGCAAUUGCAUUUCGUUUAUUAAACAUACCCCUAAAACAACUAUUAGAAAUGUUAAGAUCCUUCGAGUAUGUGCUAUCUCCAAGAUUGUUGGAAGAAAUUCUUGUGAGAGAUGCAAACUGUUUCCAUCACUUUAAAUAAGGAUCAUGUUCUUGCGAAGAUUGUUGGUGAUGCUUAAUUAAACAAUCUUAAUCUGUAAUAAAAAUGCACCAUGUCAAACCUGCAGUAAUAACGUAAGGGACAAAGGUAAUAUUUUCAGUUUCUAGAAUUUUUAUCUAUAUGUUUGAUUAUUUGGCAAUCUUAAUUAUGCUGUUGGAUAGGGCACAAUGCAGAUAAUGGCAUAUACAGAUUGUUGGGUAUAUGUAAAAGACCUCUUCUGUGAUAACAAAACCUGGAGGAGCUGGUGGAGAAUGAGGGAAAAACAAGGAUAAGGAACACCUCAAGUUUUGCUUGACUAGCACAAAAUG
Molecule: messenger RNA, 2322 nt
Organism: Cryptomeria japonica (Japanese cedar)
Lineage: Eukaryota; Viridiplantae; Streptophyta; Pinopsida; Cupressales; Cupressaceae
Product: pentatricopeptide repeat-containing protein At4g02750
Exons: 2
Coding region: 1108-1617 (169 amino acids)
Biological process (GO): RNA modification
Molecular function (GO): protein binding; RNA binding
Source: RefSeq, a predicted model, not a curated record